AUGUCGCUCCUGUUCAAACGCUCCAUGGCUACGGCCUCUUCUCUGCGGACAGCCGGCAAGGUUGUCUGCGUUGGCCGCAACUACGCCGACCACAUCAAGGAGCUCAAUUCGGCCAAGCCCAAGCAGCCCUUCUUCUUUCUGAAGCCCACAUCCUCCAUCCUCCUGCCCGGUGGCGGCGCCAUCCAGCGGCCCAAGGGCGUCGACAUGCACUAUGAGAUUGAGCUUGCCGCCGUCGUUGGCAGGCAGAUCCGCGACUUUGACCCCAACGACGAGCAGGGCGCUCUCGACGCCAUUGAGGCGUACGCCAUGUCCAUCGACCUGACGGCGCGCAACGUCCAGAACGAGGCCAAGAAGAAGGGCCUGCCCUGGAGCAUCGCCAAAGGCUUUGACACAUUCCUGCCCAUGAGCAACAUCAUCCCCAAGGCCUCCAUCCCCGACCCCCACAACGUUGAGGUCUUCCUCAAGCUCAACGGCGAGACGAAGCAGGACGCGUCCACGAACCUCAUGCUCUUCCGCCUCCCCCGUCUGCUGGCCGACAUCUCCAAGGUCAUGACGCUCGAGAAGGGCGACAUCAUCCUGACGGGCACGCCUGCUGGCGUCGGCCCUGCGGGUCCCGGCGAUGUCAUCACGGGCGGAGUGCGCGUCAACGGCAAGGAGCUUGUCGAGGGCAAGAUUGAGUAUGCCGUGGAAGAGUCGACGAGCUCGUACGAGUUCAAGGAGACGUGA
This is a messenger RNA of Verticillium alfalfae VaMs.102, 726 nucleotides long. Its product is annotated as fumarylacetoacetate hydrolase domain-containing protein. Gene Ontology annotation, cellular component: mitochondrion. The transcript is spliced from 3 exons. Gene Ontology annotation, molecular function: acetylpyruvate hydrolase activity. The record is from RefSeq and is a predicted model, not a curated record. Lineage: Eukaryota; Fungi; Ascomycota; Sordariomycetes; Glomerellales; Plectosphaerellaceae. The coding region runs from base 1 to 726 and encodes 241 amino acids.